AUGGAACUGACAUUUCUGGUCGGGAGCUAUGAUCCUAAUGUGAAAAGACCCCGACGAGCGUGUACAACAUGCCGCCACAAAAAGAAACGGUGUUUGCACGGCAGUCACUCCGAUACAAAGGACGUUGAAGGCUCUGCACCAUUGAUUGCCCUCCCCGACCAGGCCGAAGCUAGAGAUGAAAGUCGGCACUUGUCUGAAUCGCAGGGAUUCGGCGAAGAAUCGACCCAAAAUGUUGCAGACGCAUGCGAAAGUCAUGAGCCUCCUCGAUUUGCGUGCGACUCAAAUCCUCUGGUCGCCUUGAUGGACGAUCCUCAAGCGAGACUACUCAAAGGCCAAGUUAGAAAAAGAGGAGAUGUUGGAGCUUGGCUGUAUGAAGAGCAAAGUCAACAUCCAUCAGAAGAAGCGCAUAUGUGUCAGCAGAAUAAACAGUCCUAUCGUGAUCGCGCUCUCCUACCCCCACGAGCAUGUCAAAACGGAUUGCUUGCGAUCUACUUCCGUCGUAUCCAUCCUGUUUUACCAUUCCUUGACGAAGACGAGACACGCUCCCAGUUCAUAAAUGGCACAAUCUCCCCUUUUCUUCUCCAGUCUAUAUGUCUUGCCGCAGCAAAGGAUCGCGACGCGGUAUCUUUCUUAUUCUUGGGCCCAGGAGCGGAGCCUCUGCAGGUCAAGACAUUCGCUCAAAGGAUUUACAAAGAUAUCCUGCGCAAUAUGCCCGGCAGAGAAGCGGGAAAUAGGAUCACAACUAUCCAGAUCCUGAUAUUGCUGUCAUUGCACGAAUGGGGCCCGAAUGGGUCAGAGGACAGCUCAUUAAGCUUGUCUCAAGCUGUUCAUCAUGCACAGACAAUUGGCUUGCACUUACGAAGACCGGAUGGCGAAUCUUCCAUGAAAGCAAAAUCGCUGUUCUGGUGCCUGUGGAGCCUCGAUAGAUGGAAUUCGGCCAUGAAUGGGAGACCGGUCUUGAUUCAUGAUCGGGAUCAUGGCCAGAAAGUGACGGAUGUUCUUUCCCUGUUCAAACCCCCAUUUCGCAUUUGGCUGCUGCUAGCGGAUCAACUUGGUCAUGUUAUUGACUCUUUUCGACCAACGCCGGAUGUGGAUGUUGAUCAGUGUCCCGAUCUUUCUCCAUUUGAAGAUAUUGUGGAGAGCUCUAUGUCAUACGACACAGAACCUGGAAUUUUAGAUUCCCUCGAGCUAUACCAUCAUGCGAUCAUUAUUCUUUCAACCUAUUCAAAUGAACUGCAAAGUCGAAAGAACUCACGAACGUCUAUCAUUCACCAGCGUCAAUCGAUUCUGUCUAUUGCGGCACUUUGUCGCAGAAAGGAAAUUCGGGAUUUGUUACCCCUAUCCGUUUCUGCCUAUACCCUUUCGCUGGCUUUUUCGAUUGCGUACAGACAAUCGCAGACUUCCAAGCUACCAAGUCACCAGCUAUUGGCAAGGGAAAAUUUGACAAUUUUUCAUCAGCGCAUUGGCUCACUUGGCGAAAUAUGGUGGUCAGCAGCAGUGAUGAUGCGCUUAGGCAAGCAUGCAUUGGAUAGCAGCCACCGUCGAACACACCAUGAACGACCAAAUACAUCAGAAGUCAACAAUGAGGCAGCGGUUGAAAUUGCUAAUUCUCUGUUACCAGCCAGUGAAAACUUGGACAUGCCCAAUACUUUUGGCGGUCCAGUAGCCGACUCUCUCAAUCUGGAAAACGUCGACACCACUCAGGCCAACAUCGAUAUCCGGGACGAGACAUUGUCGGCAGAAGAUCCUUCCUCCGAUUUGGAUCAUUUCUUUGAGAGUAAUGAUUUAUUGUCGUUGAAGGAGGGCUCAUUCAGCAUCUAUUUCCAGAAUUUCCUAGACGUGAAUUUUCCCAGCCACUGGGGCGAACAUUCCCUUGGGACUUAUGACAUGUCAGUGUAA
Molecule: messenger RNA, 1899 nt
Organism: Penicillium argentinense
Lineage: Eukaryota; Fungi; Ascomycota; Eurotiomycetes; Eurotiales; Aspergillaceae
Exons: 3
Coding region: 1-1899 (632 amino acids)
Biological process (GO): regulation of DNA-templated transcription; DNA-templated transcription
Molecular function (GO): DNA-binding transcription factor activity, RNA polymerase II-specific; DNA binding; zinc ion binding
Source: RefSeq, a predicted model, not a curated record